Glycine soja is the source of this 1491-nucleotide messenger RNA. Its product is annotated as SH3 domain-containing protein 2-like. Gene Ontology annotation, molecular function: protein binding. Lineage: Eukaryota; Viridiplantae; Streptophyta; Magnoliopsida; Fabales; Fabaceae. The record is from RefSeq and is a predicted model, not a curated record. The transcript is spliced from 10 exons. Bases 208 to 1323 code for a protein of 371 amino acids.
UUGCAUUGUAACUGUCUUUAUUAUUAUUUUAAAAAAAAUAAUUUUUUUUGAAAAAAGACAAGUUUCUCGAGGAAGGAUCCAAAGCCCAAUGAAUGAAUGGUUAUCGUUUUGAAGAAGCUUUUGAUGGCAGUGCUCUGGGACUGAACAACUGAAACUAUUAGAUUCAAUUUAUUCGCUCCUUUCUUCACUGAACCAAAAUUGAAUUGAAUGGAUGCUAUCAGAAAGCAAGCCUCCAAGCUUCGAGAACAGGUCGCUCGCCAGCAACAGGCUGUUCUGAAGCAGUUUGGGGGUGGCGGUUAUGGAGGUUCAGAUAAUGUGGUUACUGAUGGAGUGGAGCUCCAGCUACACCAGAGACUUGAGAAACUUUAUAUAUCGACACGUGCGGGGAAGCAUUAUCAAAGGGAUAUUGUUCGAGGUGUAGAAGGUUAUAUUGUUACCGGGUCCAAGCAAGUGGAAAUAGGAACAAAGUUGUCAGAAGACAGCAGGAAAUAUGGUGCAGAAAAUACAUGUACCAGUGGUAAUACACUGUCGAGAGCUGCACUAAGUUUUGCGCAAGCCCAUGCUCAAAUUGAGAAGGAGCGUGGAAACUUACUAAAAGCUCUUGGGACACAGGUUGCAGAGCCAUUAAGGGCAAUGGUGGUGGGAGCUCCAUUGGAGGAUGCUAGGCAUCUUGCUCAACGUUAUGACAGAAUGCGACAGGAAGCGGAAGCCCAGGCUAUUGAAGUUUCUAAACGCCAGGCAAAAGUAAGAGAAAUGCCACCCAAUGGAGAGAAUGCUAUGAAAUUAGAAGCAGCUGAAGCUAAGCUGCAGGAUCUGAAGACAAACAUGACCAUACUGGGGAAGGAAGCAGCUGCAGCUUUGGCUGCUGUUGAAGCACAGCAACAGAGGUUAACUCUUCAGCGUCUUAUAGCUAUGGUUGAAGCAGAGCGUUCCUAUCAUCAAAUAGUCCUACAAAUACUUGAUCAGCUUGAGGGAGAGGUGACAUCAGAGCGACAACGAAUUGAAACCCCCACUACUCCUAGUCUGGAUAACAGCAUGCCACCACCUCCGUCAUAUGAAGAAGUGAAUGGUGUCUUUGCUUCUCAGGCACACAAUGGAUCAACAGAUAGCAUGGGUUACUUCUUAGGAGAGGUUUUAUUUCCAUAUUCUGCUGUAUCUGAAGUGGAGCUAAAUCUAUCAGUUGGUGAUUACGUUGUUGUUCGAAAGGUGACAAACAGCGGAUGGGCCGAGGGUGAAUGCAAAGGCAGGGCAGGUUGGUUUCCGUUUAGUUACAUUGAACGGAGGGAGCGGGUUCUUGCGAGCAAGGUGGCUGAAGUGUUUUAACUUUUAAGAUUUUCCUGUUGGGUUGGUUUCUUAACCUGCGAAUUUUGUAUGUAUGUUUUGAUUUUGUAAAACAAAUUGAUUUGAGAUAUAGAUGCCAACUUUUCCUUUUGUGAUCAUCUUGUAGAAUUUAUAAAUGAAUUUUUUGUUAUCCAUUUUUAUUUUAUUCCA